AUGGGCUCUUGCCUAGCCAAACCCUCUGUACAUGAAGGCCAUGGGACUGCACCAGGAGCUGCUACUGCUCCAUCCACGUCGUCAUUCUCAUCAUCAGGACGCGGUCGCACACAAAACAAUAACAAGGCAGGGCGAUCGCAGACGAAGCGCAGGUCAGAAGCGCAUGUCCUAGGGGGCGCAUCUACUCCUAGUCAGUCUGCAGGCUUGAGCAAAGCAGGCGGCCAAGGUUAUCACGGCCCAGUUCCAGCAACCAUUAUUACACCACCUUCAAAUGACUCACAAUCAGGCGCGGGUCUGCUGAGAGCGGCGGGGGAUGCCAAGGAGGCAGCGUUCCGUGCUGCGGAAGCACGAGCACAAGCACAAGCGCAAAAGGGCGGCGUGUUGUCAGGAAAGCUGAAGCAGCAACAAGGGAUGUCGGGCCAGGCGCUACGGAAGGCCGAGCAAGAUGCAGAACGGCAACGGCGAGAGAAUGAGACGCUUGUCUAUGAUUGA
This is a messenger RNA of Protomyces lactucae-debilis, 492 nucleotides long. RefSeq lists its product as uncharacterized. The record is from RefSeq and is a predicted model, not a curated record. The transcript has a single exon. NCBI's taxonomy places the organism in Eukaryota, Fungi, Ascomycota, Taphrinomycetes, Taphrinales, Protomycetaceae. The coding region runs from base 1 to 492 and encodes 163 amino acids.